CGCCGCCGCCGCCGCCGCCCCGCCGCCGCCGCGCCGCGCCGCCCCGGGCCCAGCCCGAUGCCCGGCGGCGGGCGGAGGUGAAGGAGCGAACGGGCGCUGGAUCCUCCCGGUCGCGGCCCCCGGGGCCCCGGGCAGGGAACAAAGGGCCAUGGCCGAGGGGGCUCCCGCUCAGGCGCCGGAGCCGGUGCUGCAGCCGCGCUGCCCCUCGCCCCUCCGGCCGGCGGCCGGUGCCGAGCGUACCUCGGAGCGGGAGACGCAGACGGCCGAGCUGUCCCUGACGGUGGUGGCGGCCGUGCAGGCGGUGGAGAGGAAGGUGGACUCUCAUUCCACCCGCCUGCUCGACCUGGAGGGUCGGACGGGGAUGGCGGAGAAGAAGCUGAUUGACUGCGAGAAGACGGCGACGGAGCUGGGGAACCAGCUGGAGAGCAAGUGCGCGGCGCUGGGCACCCUCAUCCAGGAGUACGGGCUGCUCCAGCGGCGCCUGGAGAACAUGGAGAACCUGCUGAAGAACAGGAAUUUCUGGAUCCUGCGGCUGCCUCCGGGCAGGAAGGGGGAAGUCCCCAAGGUGCCGGUGACGUUUGAUGACGUGUCCGUCUAUUUCAAUGACAAGGAAUGGGAGAAGCUGGAGGAAUGGCAGAAGGAGCUGUACAAGAACGUGAUGAAGGGGAACUAUGAGUCGCUGAUCUCCCUGGACUAUGCAAUUUCCAAACCUGGUGUUUUGUCUCAGAUCGAGCAAGGAGAGGAAUCGCGGGUCAGGAACGAGCAGGACUUGGAGGAGAGCGAGAUCAUUACCGAUGCCACCGCAGCUGGCAUAAGGGUUGUGAUCAAAACGGAGGAGCUCCUUCCUGAAGACAGCCCCGAAAACCCUGAGCUGCACGGGAUGUCGGGGCAGUCGGAGGGGAGCUUCCAGAGUCCGGAUGAGGAGGCAGCCUGCGAGAGCCCCUACGGCUCCGUCUCCCCUCCGAGGGACCUCCCAGGAACCAGCCUGGGUGACUCGUCCGAAUACGUAGCUGACUUCAACGAGAUCCAGAGAGUCAUCGUUCAUCAUGGGAGCUGCACAGAGGACGGGAUCGUGAUCAAGACGGAGGAGGAGGAGGAGGAGGACGACCCCGACACCCUGGAGCCGUGCGCCAUGUUCUCGGGCAGGACCGAGCCGCCGGCGUUCCCCAGCCACGAGGCCGGGCUGGGCUGCGAGGCGCAGUGCAGCUCCAAAACGCAGCCCAGGAGCCUGGCGGCCGCCCGCGUGGGGAAGCCCCCCGCCUGCGAGAGGGACUCCGGGGAGAUGAAGCCGGCCAUCGCCCAGCAGCGGAACCGGACGAGGGAGAGACCCUACAUCUGCCCCGAGUGCGGGAAGAGCUUCAUGCUCAAGAUCAACUUCAUGAUCCACCAGCGCAACCACCUCAAGGAAGGGCCCUACGAGUGCCACGACUGCGACCUCAGCUUCCGCAACAAGCAGCAGUUCCUGCUGCACCAGCGCAGCCACACGCGCCGGGGCGUGGGGGUCCCCCGGCGCCCCGAGCACGGCCUCAAGCCCCAGCCGCGUCCCCCGCCUCCGGGGAAGCCCUACAAGUGCUCCGAGUGCGAGAGCAGCUUCAGCCACAAGUCGAGCCUCAGCAAACACCAGAUCACCCACGUCGGGGAGCGGCCCUUCACCUGCGGCGAGUGCCGGCGGAGCUUCCGCUUGCAGAUCAGCCUCAUCAUGCACCAGAGGAUCCACGCCGGCAAGAGCGAGAUGGCGUUCCUCUGCCCCCAGUGCGGGAAGAACUUCACCCGGCCCUCCCACCUCCUGCGGCACCAGCGGACUCACACCGGCGAGCGGCCCUACCAGUGCAGCCAGUGCGAGAAGACCUUCAGCGAGAAGUCCAAGCUCACCAACCAUUACCGCAUCCACACCCGGGAGCGCCCGCACGCCUGCGCCGUCUGCGGGAAGGGUUUCAUCCGCAAGCACCAUCUCCUGGAGCACCAACGCAUCCACACGGGCGAGCGGCCCUACCACUGCACCGAGUGCGGCAAGAACUUCACCCAGAAGCAUCACCUCCUGGAGCACCAGCGGGCGCACACCGGCGAGCGGCCCUACCCCUGCACCGAGUGCACCAAGUGCUUCCGCUACAAGCAGUCCCUCAAGUACCACCUGAGGACGCACAUGGGAGAGUGAGGGGCUGCCGACGGCUUCCUCUCCCUCCCCUCUCUCCCUCCGGCCCUCCUCCUCCUCCUCCGCUCAUCUCUCCCACCCUCCCUCUGUCUCCGUCCCCCCACCCCCACCCCCGGCUCAGGGCAUGGACAUCAAGGAAGCUUUGUGUGGUAGCGCCGCUGGUCUGGUGGAGACGGCUAGGCUGAUUGGAAAUAAAUUAAUUAAUUAAAGCAAGCAACGCGCGGCAAAAUUAAAAGAUUAUAUAUAUAUAAAAUUAACAGAAGCAGCUGAUUUAGGGGAAAUCCUCACCAUCAGAAAAAAGCAAACAAACCAACGACAAAAGAAACCUGUACAGGGUGUUUUGCCGGAGUAGGACUCUUAACUGCUUUUUAAAUCUACUGUUUGGUUUUUUUAAUAAAUGUGGAGGAACUUUUUAUUUGAUAAGCAAACUUAGGAUCACCCAGAUUUUUUUUUUUUUUUUUUUUUUUUUUUUUUUUUUUUUAAAUGCUCUGUAGGCUGAUUCUGGCACAGUCACUUUUGUCCAGGAGCUCUGCAGAGGCGCUGCCUCGUCCCAGCUUUCCAGGCUGGACGCGACAGCCGCUCGGCAGCAUGUGGCGACAAGGAGCUCCCGGCCAGGGAGAGGUGAGUAAUAAAUAGAUCCAGAUGACGAGGAAGUUCUCCGUGUGUCUAGAUUUGAAGCGCUGAUAGGUGCCUGCCCGGCUCUUGGGGCUGUGAUGCACUCCUGAAUUAUACAAUAGAAUAAAAUACUAGUUGCAGUAAAAGAACCUUUUUCUGGUAGGACCCCAUCAGCAAGGCUCCUCCAAACACUCAUUUCUAGCACUUAAUCCUUCCACAGCAGCAGACACCUCUCCUGCGAGCGGCGACCCCGGGCGCCCGGCCCUCCCGCCGCCACGAGAGCUGCACCGAAGGCAUCGCCGGCCGGCGCGAGACGCGGGAGCGGUUUGUAGAUGCGGGUCUUGCCGCGGGGUGCCGUGGGGUCACGAUGUACCUGCGCACAAGACCUUGACCUGUUUAACUGCUCUUCUGCUCUCUUGGAAACGCGCUGCGGCGAGCGGGCCGCCCUCGCCCCUUGCCGGUGGCAUCGACCACACGCUCCCCAGCGGCGGGAGCAGCAGGACUCCUGCCCCAGACAGAGGAGCGGGUCCUGGGCCGGCUCCAAGAAAAGCCCCGGCCAUCUCGGGGCUGCCUGCGGGAGACCUCCCGGCUCCCAGGCACCCGGUGCCGGGGUCCCCCGCCACGUGGCUGUGGCUGUAGUCACGGUGGGUGGGACGCGGGCCGGUCUCCUUGCUGUUGGUUUGAGCUCCUGUCUCCAGCGGCUCGGUUCUCCGCAGUCCCGGCUCAUCCCUCGCCGCAGCUCCCGCGGUUGGGCUGCGGCUGGGUGAGAUGCACCCAAAGGGCCGGGCGGUGGCCGGAGCGGUGACGCCAGCUUCCCGGUGCGCGCCGGGCUUCUGGCCGACGGGUGCCGUGGGGAAGGCGGUGUCGGAUCUCAUGUUGGACAGUGGCAUCAAUAAACAGAGCGAUGAUGGGA
Aquila chrysaetos chrysaetos is the source of this 3680-nucleotide messenger RNA. RefSeq names its product zinc finger protein 777-like. Bases 149 to 2155 code for a protein of 668 amino acids. NCBI's taxonomy places the organism in Eukaryota, Metazoa, Chordata, Aves, Accipitriformes, Accipitridae. Gene Ontology annotation, biological process: regulation of transcription by RNA polymerase II. Gene Ontology annotation, molecular function: DNA-binding transcription factor activity; RNA polymerase II cis-regulatory region sequence-specific DNA binding. The transcript is spliced from 6 exons. The record is from RefSeq and is a predicted model, not a curated record.